Molecule: messenger RNA, 992 nt
Organism: Leptonychotes weddellii (Weddell seal)
Lineage: Eukaryota; Metazoa; Chordata; Mammalia; Carnivora; Phocidae
Source: RefSeq, a predicted model, not a curated record
CAAAUAAAUAAAUAAAAUCUUUAAAAAAAAACAAAAAAACUUAAUUUAUCUCCAGUUAUUUAGGUAGGUGGCACAUUUCAUUCCCAUACAGAAGUGCUGCUUUAAUCCCAUGCCUAGCUGGAGCCAGUACUGAGGUGAUUCCCACUUGUUCGGCCUUUGAAAUAUUUUUGUUCUUUUGGAAUGGCUUUGCUUUUUCAGCUUUGACUUUGUUACAGUAUCUGUACAGAAAAUGAGUCAAUAUUAUUUUUCCCUUAGGGUGGGUGGUUAUAUCGAACACACCAAGAGUGGGGUUCCUAAUUAAGGCUGAUGGAUGACCUACCUCAAACGAUGUUUGAGACUCAAGACCAUAAGAUAUCUCUUUGAAAGGAAGAUCAUAGGGACCUCAGCAAAGAAGACUUCCAAUUAUCAGAAAUAGGCACCAUUUCCCCACAAGGUUUCCAGAAGUAAGGAUGAAGAGAAGAAAGUGACAAGAAAGAGGAGAAAGUUCCUGAGACAUAAUUACAGGGGAGAAGAUAGAAGACAUACCAAAGGAAGUCCUGAUGGACUGUGCCCAUCUUGUGAAGGCCAAUAGCAUUCAAGGCUGCAAGAUGAACAACGUUAAUGUGGUAUAUACACCGUGGUCUAACCUGAAGAAAACAGCCGACAUGGAUGUGGGACAGAUAGGCUUUCACAGGCAGAAGGAUGUGAAAAUUGUGACCGUGGAGAAGAAAGUGAAUGAGAUCCUGAACCGAUUAGAAAAGACCAAAAUGGAGCGGUUCCCAGACCUCGCGGCAGAGAAGGAAUGCAGAGACCGAGAAGAGAGGAAUGAGAAAAAAGCCCAAAUUCAGGAAAUGAAAAGGAGAGAGAAGGAAGAGAUGAAGAAGAAGCGGGAAAUGGACGAACUUAGACACAAAUUUUUGUCCUAUAUCAUUCUGGCCCAUAAAUACCAAAAGGAAAAUGUAAGUGGAAUAAAUGGGAAAAUCACUUUUCUACUGCUGAAGCUGGGAGGGUGA